Condylostylus longicornis is the source of this 770-nucleotide messenger RNA. RefSeq lists its product as uncharacterized. Lineage: Eukaryota; Metazoa; Arthropoda; Insecta; Diptera; Dolichopodidae. The record is from RefSeq and is a predicted model, not a curated record. The coding region runs from base 58 to 711 and encodes 217 amino acids. The transcript is spliced from 2 exons.
GACUCUAAGUAGAGAUAGAAGUGGUUAAACUGUGAAAUAAAAAUCUUACGAAUAAUCAUGAAAUUGAUUUUUGUUGCUCUUACCGCUCUCCUCUGUGGAGCUAAUGCUUAUCCAUCAAUUUUCGAUGGACCACAAUGCCAAGCACCAAGUGGUGGGCUUAUGCCAACCAUUAAAGAAGUUAUUGCUUUGGUUCCACUUGAUAAAGUUGUAGAAAUCUAUAUGGUUGCCAUCAGUAAUGAUAAAGAAGUUCAAGAAGUUAUGGAAUUCGUUCAAUCAGACGAUUUUAUUAAAAUUGUAACAGCUGUUAACAAACAUUCCAAUUUCCACAAAUUGAUGAAAUAUGCUUGUGACGAACUCUAUCUUGAUGCUUAUUAUUAUUUGAAUAUUGCUCACGAAUAUUUAGGAUGGCCAGCAAUUGAACGACCAACAUUCACAAGCAAAUUUGCCCGUUCAGGUUUCCUUGGCAUGUUAGAAGAUAUUUUAGAAGUUAUUCCAACUGAAAAAAUUGUAGCUUUAAUGAAAGAAAAAGUGAAAAGUGAUGAAUAUGUUAAGAAAGCCGUUGAAAUGAUGAGUUCAAAUGACUUCAAAGCAUUAGUCAAAACUGUAACUGAUAUGCCAGAAUACCAAUUUUUGGAAGGAGAAUUGAGAAAAAUGGGAGCUCCAGUUGAAAAAAUCAUUGAAUUUUUACAAAAAUUCUUUGGAUGGGAUUAACUAUAUUGAAAAUGAUAUUUAAUUAACAAUUAAUUUUGCUUAACAAAAUUUUUCAAAUA